This is a messenger RNA of Rotaria sp. Silwood2, 1866 nucleotides long. The record is from the annotation of a GenBank genome assembly. Lineage: Eukaryota; Metazoa; Rotifera; Eurotatoria; Philodinida; Philodinidae.
AUGGCUUCAUUAUCUGAGCAAAAAUAUAUUACAUUAAGAAAACGUCUUGAUCAAUUUGGUUUUAAACAACCAUUAGCUAUUGAAUCAUUACCAUUGGUGGAAAAACUUUUUCAAGCUUUUAUUCAAACAACUGAAGAGCUUAAAAAAGCUAAAGAAAAUCCACCAUUGUCUGCUCCUUUGCCUUCAACAAAUGCAAAUACAUCAACAACAAUUUCCUCAGCUCAUCCAUAUAAAAAUGAUAAUGCUCGACUUGUUAAAGAAAAUAAUGAUCUACAUUUAGAAUUACUUAAAUGUCGUGAACAACUUGAUCAUCAUGUUAAAGAAUUUAAGAGUCAAUUAAGAAAAUUAGAACAUGAAAAUGCUGACUUACGUUUUUUAAAUACUCAAUAUAUUCAUCGAUUACGUUCAUUAGAAAAAGAAUCUCGUCAAAAAGAUAAUAAAAUAUUAGAAUUACAAGAGAAAAAUUUUCAAGCUGUUGUUCAAACACCAGGGGGAAAUAAACAUACAAUACCAUUUCGUCGUCAACGAUUAGAUAUUGAUGAAAUGUUACCUGAAUCAUCAUCAUCACAACGAACAAUAGCUCAACAAUUACCCUAUGUUGAUGAUCCAUAUAUUAUUGAUAUUGUUAAAGUUACUGAAGAUCGUGUCGCUGAAUUAGAAUUAGAAUUACAACAACAAAAGAAAUAUACAGAUGAGGUUGAAACAAAAAUGGCCAAUCUUAAAUAUCAGACACUUCAUCAAGAACUUGAACAUGUUAUUGAUGAUAAAGAAAAUCUCAAAUUACAAGUACAAGAAUAUAUUAAAGAAGUAGCCAAAUGUGAAAAUGUUAUUACACAAAAAGAAAAUGAUCGAACAACCUUAUUCGAACAAUAUCGUGAAGCAACAAAUGAAUUAAGUCACGCAAAAUUAACUCUAGCCGACAUCGAAUCUCAAGCAGCUAAUCUUAAACAAGAACUAUUAAUAAAAUCAUCUGAUAUGAAACGAUUAGCCGAACGUAUUGAAUAUCUUGAACGAGAACUUCAACAACACUUAUCUGUUAGUCAAGAAUAUGAACUUCAAUUAUCAAAUAUGAAUCGUUCAUUACAACGUAACGAAGAAAUAAUAAGAAAACUACAAAUCGAUAAACAAAAUUAUGCCUGUGAAAUAACAAAUGUUCGUGACCUUAAUGCAACAGUUGAAACAAAAAAAGAACAAAUCAUUCGACAAUUAACUGCAAAAGAAAUUGAUAACGAACAAUUGCAAGGUGCUAUAAGUGAUAUGAAGAUUGAAAUUGAUAUGUUACAUACGCAACUAACUAACGAAAAAGCUAUGGUACAUAAUUUAGAAGAAAUUAUUGGUUCAUCAAGAGAAAAAGAAUUUCAAUCACAAAUACAAGCACAAGAAAAAGAUUCAGAAUUACACUUAAUAAAAGAUCGAGCAAAUAUGAAUGAUCUUAAAGUACAAAGUCAAAGUAAAGAAAUAGCUGCAUUAAGAGCACAAAUUAUUGGAUUAGAAACAGAUAAUGAUCGACUUAAACGACAAUUAACAAGCGAAAGAUUUGAACGUGAAAAAGCAGCUCAGGACUUAAGAAAAUUAUCUGAUCUUACAUCACAUAUUGACUAUGAUUCACGAUAUCGUACGACAUCAACUGUUACAACGACAAAUACUCAUCGAUCACCAACAAGAAACUAUUCUCCAUCACGUUCUGAAAUUGCACAAACAUCACCGACUAAAAUCUCCGUAUCGCUGAAAGUUUCUGAACUUGAUAAAAGUCGUGAAACAUCACACGAGACUGACAAUACUAUCAACAUCAAUGGCAACAAUUCUAAUGAUGAUAUAGUGGGUUAUCAUCUUGAAUUGAUUUUUCUUGCUCUUUUCUUUUCUUGA